CACCACCACCACCACCACCAUCCACAAUAACAUCAGUAAAAUUGUUGCUGCUGCUGUUAUGUGCUGUCUGUAUGUGUGUGAGUGUAGUUAAAUCUGUACAUGCUGUAACACACACACACAUACACACACGCUACUCUAUGUCUGAGCCAGGGAGGCCUACCUCUGCACUUCUCUCCACAGAUGGCCAAGUUACUGGUCUGUUGUCAAUAUGUGCUAGGUGUCUUGAUGGAGGAUACUGAGUACCCAGGGAUGACUAGGAUGGAUUCUAUGUUAGCAGGUCCGGCCAGCCCACCUGAAAAGAAGCUCAGAUUGCAGAUGGACAAUGAUGAUCUCAUUAUAACUGCUACAAACAUGAGUGAUUUUGGUGAAGUCUAUAGCAACGAAAGAAACAUGAAUUCCCAGCCACAAAAGGAACCUGAUCCAGAUGCUAUUAAAAUGUUUGUUGGACAAAUACCUCGUUCUAUGGAUGAAAACGAACUCAGAAAAAUGUUUGAGGAAUUUGGUCCAGUAUUUCAGUUAAAUGUCUUACGGGAUAAAAUGACUGGGCAGAGUAAAGGAUGUUGUUUUGUUACUUUUUACACAAGGAAAUCUGCCCUAGAUGCACAAAAUGCUCUUCACAAUAUUAAAACAUUACCACAAAUGCAUCAUCCCAUACAAAUGAAACCCGCUGAUAGUGAAAAAAGAAAUGGUAUCAACGGAGUACCCAGAUUUGGGGCUAAAGUUGAAGAAAGGAAGCUGUUUGUUGGUAUGAUCUCAAAGAAAUACAAUGAAAGUGAUAUACGGAUAUUGUUUUCUAACUAUGGAUCAAUAGAGGAUUGUACAGUAUUAAGAGACCAAAGUGGGCAAAGUAAAGGUUGUGCAUUUGUUACAUUUAAUAACCGACAGAGUGCUCAGAAUGCCAUCAAAAAUAUGCAUCAUUCACAAACAAUGGAGGGGUGUUCUUCACCAUUGGUGGUAAAGUUUGCAGAUACUCAGAGGGAAAAAGAAGCUAAAAAACUGCAACAAAUGAAUGCUAAUUUAUGGAAUUUGUCUUUGGGAGGUUUAGGUCCACUGGCCCCUCAGUAUGUGUCGUUAUUACAACAAGCAGCAGCUGGUAGUGGCGGCGGAGGUGGAGGUGGAAACAUGGGGGGAGGAUACGGUAAUUUAGGUAAUGUUGGCUUGAAUACCAUGGGUAUCCAGCAGUUAUUGACUGCUGCCGCUGCAGCUGCCGCAACUGGCAAUAAUCCAGGCAUACUGGCAGCCCUGGCUGGGUUAAACACUGGCAGUCUAACGAAUAACAAUGGUCCUUCUGCAUACUCCCCUUCCUCCUCCUCCUCCACUACCUUGUCCACUGCUCCGUCUGCUGCAGCGACAGCGGCAGCCUUAGCGGCAGCAGCCACAAUGGCGUCGCUGGGGGGAAGCAAUAACAGUGGCUGUUCGUCAGCUGCAACAGGAGAAACCAACAAUUUGCAACAUUUGCAGAACUUACAGAGUUUAACUGCAUUGGCUAAUGCCUCUGGUAAUGCAGGUUCAUUAAGUGCUCUAGGAAUGCCAAGUUUGGCAGCAUUAAACCAGCUUGCAGGAAACACAAAUGCAUCCAGUGCAUCUGAACCUGUCUUCAACUUUUGUCGUACUAUAACUGGUACAACCUCCUCCAACUCACUAAGUGGCCUCACUGGAAUGCAAAAUCUAGGGAACAAUUCCUUAACAAACCUCUCUAAUUUGACCUCAAGUGUAACAAGCAACAUGAAUGGCAUUGGCUCCAAUACCAACCCAACAGGUAUUGAUGCUCUUAGCCAAGCAUAUUCGGGGAUACAGCAAUACGCAGGUUUGUCAGGUUUGCUCCCUCCAGGUAAAGCCUCCUUUCCAAAUGCAUUCAAUAGCCAAUCAGCUCAGCAGCUCCAACAGGCUGCAGCCAAUUCUGCUGCUGGGAAACAAACCGAAGCAGGUCCAGACGGCGCCAACUUAUUUAUAUAUCAUUUACCACAAGAGUUCAGUGAUCAAGACCUCAUGCAGACUUUUAUUCCAUUUGGAAAUGUUGUUUCAGCCAAAGUCUUCAUUGAUAAACAAACAAAUCUUAGCAAGUGCUUUGGUUUUGUGAGUUUUGACAAUCCUUUGUCAGCACAAGCAGCAAUCCAAGCCAUGAAUGGAUUUCAGAUUGGCAUGAAACGACUGAAAGUGCAGUUGAAGAGGCCAAAAAAUGAUAGCAAACCAUACUAAUGUAGAAUAUCCUUUUAAACCGAUCGCACGUGGCGUGACGUCCUUCCCAUGUUCACGUGACGUCCUUCGUUGUCUCCUCUGCCUGUCACGUUUGAUGUCCUAAGUGUCAGCGGCAUCUCAAGUUCUUCGCUGAGUUUAAAAAAAAAAGAAUAUAUAAAUGUGUGUUAAUAUCUAUCUAUAUAUAUAUAUAUCAGCACAUAUACACACAUGCAUAUGUACCGCAUGUGUGUAUAUGUGUUUGCUUGUAUCUGUGGGUGUAUAUGUAUAUAUAUAUACACAUAUAUGUGUGUUCUAUGUGUAUGUGAAUAUAUAUAUCACAGAUAUUUCUAAGAUUCUUUAAAAAAAAAAAUUGAUAAAAAUUAUCAAAAAAAAAAAGAGAAACUUUCUACGUAGUUUGUGAAUGGCGUGCCACUGGGGUAACGCCAUCAGUGCAUCGCUGAUGGGUUUUGUCAUCUGGACUGUACAGCCAAUUGUCUGCUGCUGCUGCUGCUGCUGCUGCUGAAGUGUUGCAUUGUUAUCAGUAUGUUCGUGUGUGCUCCGUUUCUAUUGACUUGGGUUUCUUGUUACAUAUGUUAUUGGACUAUGGAAUUUUACUGAUCACCAAUCAAGAUCAAUUAUAGAAUAUAUACUUGAAAAUAUAAAAGGAAAUAAAGCAAAUAAAAGAAAUACAACAAAAAUGACCCACUCCCCCAAAAUGUUGACCAAAAAAAAAAUUUUACCAAGAGCAUGUUACUAUAUGCCAUGUACAUAUUCUAACAGUCAUUGCCAUACCCUCUCCUUUAUAACAAAGAAAGAAGCAAGAGCAAUUGAGCUUUGGUCUGGUAUGAAAUGAAACAGAUUCUGAGACAGUAUUGGUUAUUAUAUAAGGCUGAAAGAGGCUGUAUUUUGUUGAGGAGGUUUGCAUAAUGUGUAAAGAAGAGGAACAAAACACCAUGAAAACAAAAGACUAAAACACGAAAAAUUUUGUUGAUUUGUCACUGUGUGUGUGACUCUGUGUUUUAUUAUGAAAGAAAGGGAAAAAAAAAACUUAUCUCCUCCUCCAUGAAAAAAGAAAAAAAAAAAGAAAAUAAGUGUAAUAAAGUCAAAAGGAAAUUAUACAUAACCCCUCCAUACCCCAGUGGUGCAUCUUCGUACAGUUUACACAUUUGGCACCUUUAAUCCAAAAUCUUUCUAGUUUUGUUUGUGGUAUUGAAGUAGUGUACAAAAGAAAAAAAAAGGAAAAAAAAUGGUUUGAUGUGUUUGUAGUUUGUUUUAUGUUCUUAUUUGAUUCCCUUUAGUGCCGUGAUAAAUUGUUUGCAGUGUUUAUUGGGAGACAGUUUUGUUCCACCUUAUAGUUUGUUGAAUUUGUGUGAAACCUUCAGCUAGUUGGACUUUGUGAUUAUUUUCAUUGUACAGUAACUCACUUCUGAGGUCACUAUUUCACAUGUGGCAGAUUAUUGUGUACAUCCUUGUUUGGAAUUAAAUGUUCUCUUAACUCUCCUGACAUGAUACUGGAGUAAUGUGGUGACUCCUACCAUCAUUCCCUUACCUCUCUUCACUCUCACUCUCUUCUCUUUACUCAUACAUACAUACAUGUAUAUAUAUAUAUAUAUAUAUAUAUAUAUAUAUACACACACACACACACACACAGUUUUCAGAUCAGAGAUGUGGUUGAACUGCAGUCUGUACCAGCAAUUGUGACUCUGUCUUCACAAUUUAACAAAACAAUUUUCAUUCCAGUGUUUGGAAAAGAGAAUAGUUUACCAUCAAGCCCAUAGCAUGUAGUUUAUCCAGCUAUUGGUGUCGAUACUAGUAACAGAUAGUUCCACAGAGCUUUAAAUUAGUGACUUGAUAUUUUGAACUGGUCUUCUCACUAAAUAAGGAUGUACACACACAUCUGUCGGUCACACUUUGGCUAGCUUGAUAAAAGGUCAUGUGACAAUAUGUUACAUUUGAAAAGUUAUUAAAAAUGAAGUUAAAAACCAUUUCUAUGAUGUUUAUGUUGAAAAAGUUUGUUGCAAAAUUUCAGAAAUUACUUUAGAUGGCAAUAUUAACCUGUUUAGGAGCUCUAAAUCUACUGAGUGGGAGUAGUCUAAAGAAAUUUACUGGCUCCUCCUUAUGUGGGCACUACCUGGCUGCACCUCUAAUUUCAAUGCUGUUCAGUGGUUAAUGUUGCAUUGCUAGGAAUAGGCAACACAUUAAGAGUGAUAUUUUUGUUAAAUUUAUUUUAAUAUUAGCUAGUAUAACAACCUGUUCUCCUAUGCUCCUCCUCUUCCUUUUCCCCCUUCCACUGCCCCUCUCUGUCCUUUCCCCUCCUUCUGUUGGCAAAGUAGCUAACCCAUAUUUUUGUGGCCAGUAAAUUGAGAGGGCAAACUCUGGUCUUCAUUAAAGAUGUUUUCAUUUUAGUUUUUACAGCCAUAUCUUGGAAUAUUUUUUAAGAAUAAAGUAACAUGACAUUAAGAAUGAGGGUUUUCACUUCUCCUUCAUGACAGCUGUUUGAAAAAUACUAGGAAACUGUGACACCCUCUCCCAACUAAGAUUUCUUUCCAUUUUCUCAAUCUUUAAACUGUUAAACUUCUAUCAUGUGGUAGCCACCACCUAAGUGUUAAAUAUACUAAUGAUGUCUUGUAGGUUACUGGUUUAAGGCUCAUCAUACAUAAAUAUUCCUGUUCAAUGCUGUUAGCUUAUAGCCAAAGAUUUUCCCUCCCCUCCCUUAUCAUUGCACAUUAAUAGUUCACCAAUCCAUGGAAUGAAUGAUGCUGAAUUUGUUUUGAUAUGUAUACUUCUGGUAAGCAUAUAACCAUGGAUGUUUUUAUUAUUAUUAUUAUUAUCAUUAUUAUUAUUACCAUUAUUAUUAUCAUUAUUAUUAUUAUUACUACAACUACCACCACUACCAUUAUUAUUUGUAUGUUGAAACAAAUAAAUUAGUUCUCCAGACAUUUUAUCUUGCGUUAUCAAUAAUUAGUAUACAUAUCUAUAUAGUAUAGUAUUGACUUUAUUACCUACUGUACAAUGGCAACUCUACCUCCACUAUUGUGCUUUAUUUAAAUAACCCAGGAUGUUUCGAUAUUGAAUCAAGUCUGUCAAUGACUGGACUUGCACCAGAAAAAAAGUAAAAAAAAAAAAGAUUAAAAAUAAAACAACUGAGCAUCCAGUUACCUUGCAGCAUUUCUGGAAUUGUCACCAAAGUUUUGAUAUUUCUGCCUGCAGUGACAUUCACCUAAACAAAGUAAAGUAUAGGGGUUAAAAUGCUGGCAGUCUCUGGGGCUUGUGGUAAUCUUUGUACCGUAUGUAUGUGUGUGUAUAUGGGAGAGAAGUAGGAGAGAACUUGGGACCUCUUGAUAAUAGGCAAGUGGUUUAUUGACGGCGUACCCUAUUCAUUUUCACACUCCCCAUUUCACUUAUAUCCCAUUAGUCUGGAAUCACAGCAAUGAUUUUUGUAUUUUAUUUGGUUUUUUUGACAACUUACAUUGUUUGCAACCUGUUCAUCACUGGUUUUACUUCUCACUUUUAUUAGUCUUUUCUUUAUUGUUAUAUCAAGAGCCCCCUUUUAAGAGACAACCAGUUAUAUAUUUAUAUAUAUAUAUAUAUAUAUAUAUAUAUAUAUAUAUAUAUAUAUAUAAGUAUUCUUACCCAAGCUUGUGUGUGCUGAUUAUUUAGUUCUAUCAACCAUUUCUAGAAUAAAUUUUGAAUCCCGUUUGACUGUGUAGAAAUUUCGCCAUAUUGAAAUUAGUUCCUGAUAAAGUAAACAUUCUCUGGACCAUCACUAACAUGUGUCUGUUACCUUGAAUGCACUCUGUGUUGUUAUUUAAAAAAAAAAAACAUCAAGUCUGGUUUUGAACACUGUAGAUAAAGCCUCUGUCAUAUAUCAGUUGGUUUUUUUCACAUUUUAGGAUGUAUUUUCUCCCAAUUUACUUGUUGUUUUGUAACUUCUUAUGUGUUAUUUGUUACCACUUCUCAUAUGUCUUCACUUGGUGUCAUCUCCUUUUUGUUGCCUGUCCGUUUCUUGGAACUGUGAGCCUGGUGUCUGUCUAGAUUGGUUUGUCAUUGAGUAAAUUCAUUGCCAGGCUCUUACCUGUCUGUAAUUUUCACCAUGACAUUCCUUUAAGUUUCCUAUAAUUAUAUUUUCCUGUCAAUUGUCCUCUUGUCCUUCCUUAGUCCAGCCCAAACCGGAUUCUGUUAAUAAUAAACAUGCUUUCAACUGAGCUCUGGAAUUGCUUUAUAAGUUUUGUAAUUGUUGCCUAGAAAAGUGGCUGCUGUUUCUUUGGACAAUCAUUUCAGUUUUCCACUACCUCAAGUUAUUCUAUGUCUUACAGUCUCCUUUCUCCGUUAUUUCUCUCUUUAAUAGCUGUGUGUGGCAACACAUCAGUUGGUGUGUUACCACCACACACGGGAUAAUCAGAGGAUAAAUUCUUUGAAUUUGUGAGCUUGUCAAUACUGUUUGUUUGAAUGGCCAUCUUCACUGCUACUAGGACUAUCACACCUUUGACUUGAUCAUCUAUGCUGAGUAUUAAUGCAACAUGUAAUAAGAUGUUAAUGCUACUUACUUAUCAAAGGUGUUCACUUGGUUUUCAUGAAAUUUAAGAUCCCUGCAUUUUUCUUUCUUAUACUUCUGUAUGAACUUUGCUACUGUCAGCUGGAUCUUUACCAUGUCUCAGUUGUGUAUAGAAUUCUAUAUGGAGUUAAGAGUUGGCACAGAUCCAACCUAUAGUUUGAAGUCAUAUAUAUAUAUUCCAUCUUGUUAGUUUUUUGUUUGUUUUUAUGUUUUUCAAAUUCAUUGAGAAGUGGUGUUUCAUUUGCAAAUUUCAUCAUUUAUUCUAUUUUAAAUCUUUGAAGACAGAAUAUUCUUGUAGAUAUAUCCAAACUGUAUAUAAAGUGCCAAAGCGGCUAUAUUUUAAACUGUGAUGCUGCUGCUCCGUAAGAUUACCUGUGGACCAGAUAAUCAUUCUCCCUGGUUUUUCUUUGAGUUCAGUUCUUUUCAUGAACUUAGCUAAUCUUUCAUCGUGAAAAUUUGUUCAUCCACUUAAGAAUAAAGGCCCUUCAAAGAAUUCGGUAACCAAAUGAGGUUACUGAAAAUUGAUUUUGAUUCGGCUGUGCCAAUUGAUAUCUCUUUAUCAGGGAGCUGUUGUUACUUUAAAGAGUUUUACCAUUUAUUAAGCAGUUUCAAAAUGAAUGGUUUUAUUUCAUUACUCUUGUUAAUUUCCCUCCCACUAAGUCCACCCUUUCUCUUGAGCCAGAUCCAGAACUGACAGACAGACAGAUAAAAACUGAAGAUGACACUAUUGUAUUAAGUUGGGUCUCUUUCACUAGUUUAGUUAAAUAGCUGCAUUGUGAGUGAGUGUGUGUGUGAUGUGGCGGUGCACGCAAUCUCUGGAAGAAUUCAAUAAAAACCAUUCACCCAUCUUA
Messenger RNA from Octopus bimaculoides (California two-spot octopus), 7584 nucleotides. RefSeq names its product CUGBP Elav-like family member 1-B. Gene Ontology annotation, molecular function: RNA binding. The record is from RefSeq and is a predicted model, not a curated record. Lineage: Eukaryota; Metazoa; Mollusca; Cephalopoda; Octopoda; Octopodidae.